GAAAAUCAUUCCGGAAGUGCUAAUGUUGUUGGCGUACUCUUGACACUCUCUUCCGGUGUCCUAUAUCUGUCAAAAUGGCCCGUCUAUUACAAUUUAAAAUUGCAGUUGUUUCGACUGUUUUGUUUGUCGUGUGUACGAAUUUAGUUUGUUGUAAUAACGGAAGAAGGGUCGGCGAUGCUAUGGACACUGAAUUCAGUGGUUUCUCCGUGCCCCUGGAGCACUCCUUUGAAGUUGAUGAUGUAGCAAAGUUUAAAGUACGAGGAGCCCUGGUGUUGAAAGCUGGAAGGGAGCACAGCGUCUCACUAACUCAGAACCAGCUAUCCGAGGAAGACCGAGCCAAACUGAAGGAAGUGGCUGCAGUGGACGGUCUGUACAGAAUCCGAGUGCCUCGUGUUUUCCUGCAGGCAGACAGGCAGACAGAGCGACAGAUGGAUGGUUACCUCACAGCAUUUGUCAGAGCCUGUGCCAUGGUUGAGUCCCAUCUGAGCGACGUCAUCGCCCUCUACUCUGACGUCUCUGGGUACCUCAUUGGUGUCUCCAUAGUGACGUUACCCGGAGCCUGCAGGGGCACUGAGGUUGAGGAUGAAGUUGAUCUCGAAGUUUUCAACACCACACUUAGCAUCAUGGCUCCAGUCAAUGCACCAGGACCUGAGACGGCUCUGUUCCUUGAACGCAUGGAACAGGAAACUGAGAAGAAAGGGAAGAAUCCACAAGAGCAGAAAUCUUUCUUUGCUAAAUAUUGGUAUUUGAUUCUGGGAGGUGCAAUCUUCCUCAUGGCCACCAAUUCAGCACAGCCCCCAGCAGGGGGAGAAGGAGAGCAGAGCUGAUUCCCACUGAAUGGAUGUACAUCGUGCCCCUCGUUCUAUUCCUGAUGAUGUCGGGCGCCCAAGACCAAUCAGGCGGUGGAGCCGGGGGCGGAGCAGGCAACGGAGGUGGCCGAUGAUCAACACGCAACAGCUUCUUUUUUUUGUCUUACAUCUACUGAACAGUAAUUCUCUUGGAACAGUUUUUAAUUGCUGUACAUAAUGCUAUUUAAUGAGGAUAAAUGUCACACACAUAUUAAAACUUGUACAGUAAGGAGGAGAUAUUGUGCCCUGCAGAUGACUGCAUUUUUAAUACUAAUGUGAAAAUAAAGUAUUUAUUACUUGAA
Molecule: messenger RNA, 1150 nt
Organism: Dicentrarchus labrax (European seabass)
Lineage: Eukaryota; Metazoa; Chordata; Actinopteri; Moronidae
Gene: emc10
Product: ER membrane protein complex subunit 10
Exons: 8
Coding region: 75-827 (250 amino acids)
Cellular component (GO): EMC complex
Source: RefSeq, a predicted model, not a curated record